Molecule: messenger RNA, 795 nt
Organism: Rhinocladiella mackenziei CBS 650.93
Lineage: Eukaryota; Fungi; Ascomycota; Eurotiomycetes; Chaetothyriales; Herpotrichiellaceae
Exons: 2
Coding region: 1-795 (264 amino acids)
Source: RefSeq, a predicted model, not a curated record
AUGGCCGCAGCACGAGCUUCAGCCGCUGAAUCUCAAGCGUUUCAGAUAAAUACAGACCAGUGGCCAGAAUAUGAUGGCUAUACACAACUCGGAGAGGAAGAGAUUCGAGUCAUUGAUAUCGAAGCUGGAAAUCCACCCGUUUGCAGGAUGCGACAUGUCAGCUUAGAGGAAAAGCCGCAUUAUCAGGGACUAUCAUACUACUGGGGCGCCCCAGUAGAGCCUGAAAUCUCAAAGCAGUUGAACUUAAUGGAUCGCGAAGCUACGGUAUGGCUUGAUGUUCUCUGCAUCAAUCAAAGAGAUCCAGAAGAGCGAAGUCGACAAGUCUCAUUGAUGGGAAAUAUCUUCACCUUUGCAGCUCGUGUUUAUGUGUGGCUUGGUGAAGGUGAUGCCGACAGUGACUACGCAUUUGAUUAUAUCGAUAACAAUGCGAGGACCUAUAAUCAUCAAAUACUGUCGCUCUGUUUCGAGCAGCUCACAUUACGUCCCUAUUGGACGAGAUUAUGGGUAAUUCAAGAAAUUGCACUCGCAAGAAGCGUUCUAAUCUUGUGCGGCACUAAGUUGAGCUCCUGGGAUGAUUUCAGCCAUUCUAUUGAGAGGACCAUCGCCGAAAGAGCGCCUCACUUUCGGCAAGUCAUGAAUGUACGAAACCACGGAUAUCGGGCUCGACAACUAUUUCAACUCAUGGAAAACUUCAAAGACGCUGUUAUUCGUCGGUUUCCAGCACCCGGAUGUAGAUUUCAUCCACAAACAAGACUGGCUAGAUGCAAGACACGCUCUGGACGAAGACACCAUUAA